This is a messenger RNA of Porites lobata, 871 nucleotides long. NCBI's taxonomy places the organism in Eukaryota, Metazoa, Cnidaria, Anthozoa, Scleractinia, Poritidae. The record is from the annotation of a GenBank genome assembly.
AUGGCUGAUACGGCAAGCCCUUUGGCAAAUAUAUCUUCCUGCUCCAAAACACAUUCCUGGCCUCAAAUUCGAUGUGUCCACGCCAAACGCAGUUAACCAGGCAGGCCUUCUUUUUCUUCCACACGACACUUAAGGGGACGAAAAACAUACAAAUAUGCUUUGACCGUCGUCGAUGUGGACAGCCGUUUCAAAGAGACUGAACCCUUGACCUUGAAAGACCUGAGGUUGCAAGCGCUUUUCAAAAAAUUUACAAACGCGGGCCUUUGAAAUGGUCACAUCUGCUUCAGGUCGACACAGGCCGAUAAUUCAUGGGCGCUGUCACGAAAGAAAUGGAAAAACACAAAACAAACAUUCGACGUCGGCGCACGGAGAUUCACCUGGACCAGGCAAUCGUGGAAAGACUCAACCGUGCUGAGCGCCUGUCCAGACAACAGUGUGCUGUCGAAAUGGGGCUUCCUGAGGGCCAAAGAUCUUCCGAAUGGGUCGUUCAGCUUCCUGCUGUGGUCUCUGCUCUGAACGGCGAAGUCACUCGCCUCACAGGCAGAAAACCCGUCGAGGCCAUCAAAGAAAAGGCAGUUGUUGCAAAACCCUCUACUCCCUUUUUACGCCCUUCAGGAAAAAAUGGAAAAAAUCCUCGCCAAUUAUAAAUGUUCGAUACCUGUAUCAGCCUGGUGAGCUGGAAGGAGGGAGGCAGCGAGCCACUGAUGCUGUCUGGUCUUUGAAAGUCCAUAAUUUCCUGCCUCCCCUUGUAAAGCCCAACGAGCCAAUUGUGUAUUAUUUGCAAGACGGCCCGAAACGGGGGUUUGUGCUUGAGGAGCUGCUUGCCAUUCUGCCCAACACUACUCUUCCUUUUGUAAGUGAUACUCAGUAG